Messenger RNA from Scleropages formosus (Asian bonytongue), 1164 nucleotides. Its product is annotated as gastricsin-like. Lineage: Eukaryota; Metazoa; Chordata; Actinopteri; Osteoglossiformes; Osteoglossidae. The transcript is spliced from 9 exons. Gene Ontology annotation, biological process: proteolysis. The record is from RefSeq and is a predicted model, not a curated record. The coding region runs from base 1 to 1164 and encodes 387 amino acids. Gene Ontology annotation, molecular function: aspartic-type endopeptidase activity.
AUGAAGUGUCUCUUCAUUUUGCUGGUUUGUGUGGGACUGUCUGAUGGACUCAUCAGAGUCCCUCUGCAGAGACUCAAGUCAAUCAGACAGCAGCUAGGAGAGAAGGGGGUGCGCCUACCCCUCAGUGAUCCUGCUCUCAAAUAUGAGCCCUACAAGUUUCUGGCCUCAGCUGUCGUUGAUCCAAUGGCCAACUAUGCUGAUACAACCUACUAUGGCUCAAUCGCCAUUGGAACGCCACCACAAACAUUUCAAGUUCUGUUUGACACUGGCUCAGCUAACUUGUGGGUGGACUCAGACUAUUGCAACACCCAGGCCUGUAAUGCUCAUACUAAAUUUAACCACACAAGUUCUUCCACUUACUCCAGCACUUCCCAGACCUUCUACCUACCCUACGGUAGUGGGAGCCUAUAUGGCAUUUUUGGCUACGACACUGUAAACGUUGGUGGCACUGUCAUUAAGAAGCAAAUGUUGGGCCUGAGCACCAAUGAACCUGGACAGAACUUCUUAGUGGCCCAGUUUGAUGGCAUCCUUGGGCUUUCUUACCCCUCACUCUCUGUGGGUCAGGCCACACCUGUGAUGGACAACAUGAUGAAGCAGGGCUUACUGGAGUACAAUGCCUUUGCCUUCUACUUAAGCAGAAAUGGCCAACAGGGCAGUGAGGUGGCUUUCGGUGGGGUGGACAACACAAAGUACCAGGGCCAGAUCUACUGGACUCCUGUGACCUCACAGACCUACUGGCAGAUUGAAAUCAAAGGGUUCUCCAUCAACAAUCAAGAGACAGACUGGUGCAGUCAGGGCUGCCAAGCUAUUGUGGACACCGGCACCUCCUUCCUCACCUGUCCCCAGCAGUACAUGGGUUACCUGAUGCAGGCAAUUGGUGCUCAAGCGGACCAGUUUGGAGGGUAUUCCGUUGACUGCAACGCAAACAACCUUCCCACAUUUGCCUUCAAUAUCAACGGCAUGAACCUGUCCCUUCCCUCAUCUUCCUACAUUAUGGUGCAAAAUCAGGGUGGAUACCAGUUCUGCAUGGUGGCUAUUUCAUCCACCUACCUGCCCUCACAAAAUGGCCAGCCGCUGUGGAUUCUGGGAGACGUCUUCCUGAGAGAGUACUACUCUGUCUACGACCGCACAAACAACCAAGUUGGCUUUGCAAAAGCAAUCUAA